AUGUCUUCAGGGAGUAUACUUGGCGACUUCCCAAGAACCAGAUGUGACCACAGAGAGAGUCGUGACAAACAGGUCUCCCAGCUCCAUCUCCUGCCUCAUCUGCCAAGCCCCUCAGAAGUCAAGCUUCAUUACAGUCAGGAGUCACUGCUACCUGUCUGUGCAGAGACCUGUUUGCUGUCCACUACUGUGUCUUCAUUAGAGGCCCUGGCGACCCCUUCGUGCCCCCAUUGCCAGCUGGCCUUCCAGCCUCCAGUGCCAGCUCCCCAGCCAGCCACCCCAGUACCAGUUCCUGUGCCGUGUCCUCAGUUGGCUUCCACACUUUCACCAGUUUCAGCUCCUGGUUCUCCAUCAGCGCUCAGGCUGGCACCAACUCCUGGUUCAACAUCGGCACCCCGGCCAUUGUCAACUGCUGGUCCAACAUCAGUGGCCUGGAUGAUGCCAGCUCCUGUGUUAGGGGGUAGUCUUUCAGACCUGAGCCCCUGUGUUUGGCCUCCAAGUGGUCCCCCUGAAGUGUUUGCAUUGUGUUGUCAGCCUCUUGGAUGCCCCCGAAACUGUGACUCUCAAUUGUAG
This is a messenger RNA of Xyrichtys novacula (pearly razorfish), 570 nucleotides long. The record is from the annotation of a GenBank genome assembly. NCBI's taxonomy places the organism in Eukaryota, Metazoa, Chordata, Actinopteri, Labriformes, Labridae.